Molecule: messenger RNA, 1954 nt
Organism: Lonchura striata (white-rumped munia)
Lineage: Eukaryota; Metazoa; Chordata; Aves; Passeriformes; Estrildidae
Source: RefSeq, a predicted model, not a curated record
AUGGGUUUCCUUUGGAUGAGGCCCGUGUUUGUCACCAAGGAGCUGGCCCAGGGACACUGGGGCAAGCUCCGGGAUUCAUCCUCACCUUUGCUCCUGGAAUCCCUGGCGGUGCCCGCACCACCCCAACUGCGUUUUUGGUGUUCUAACCCUUUCCCCCGUGCUUCCCUGUGUGUUGCAGACAAGCCACUACCUCAGAGUGCCCCGGGAGGCAUCAUCGGGAUCGUGGGAGGCGUCAUCGCCGCCGUCUUCAUCAUCGGCGUGGCCGUCACCGUCAUCAUCGUCUACAGGCGGCAGCAGAAGAGCCGCUCCGGCACGGACCACGACCUGAUUGACCUCCCUCCAUCCCACAAACCUGCCCCUCCACCAAGGAGGAAACAGGACACGAAAAGCCACCUGACUCCAGAAGACAUCCAGGUUGUUCACUUGGACAACAUGAAACACGAGGAGGAGAUCCAGAAGUUCCCUCUGCAGACUCCCUACUACGACACGGCCGCCCCUGAGCCCUCUCCCUACAGCGACACACUGAAUGAGGAUCAAGGUCUUCGUAGACGUAACGAGCGAGAGUGGACAAACUUUGGAAAGUGUCACUCAGAGAUAUCGAAUGCGAGUGAUUACCUGACCCGCUGUUACUCACAUGAAGAUCGAUAUCUGGAGAAGAUCCCUCAUGUCUAUGCCCCCUUGUCAGACCUCCCACAAGAUCUUUAUCCUCACCAUUCCGACAUCUCCUUCUGCUGCCCACCUCCCGGCUCCCGGGCUCCUUACAUCUGUCCUAAGGAACAGUAUGUUUAAAGUGUCAACAAUGAAAAAAAAACAAAAACAAAACAGAAAAAAACAACAAAAAAAAAAGAAGAAACUCAUGGUUUUCACCUCUCCUGUCGCUCGACAACCAACCAAGGCCUCCCAGCCUCCCCUCCCUUUGCCAUUGCUCGUUUUAUUGAUUGGUUUUUAAAUCCGGGUGCGAUUGCCAUGAUUAGUCCCAGUGUCUGCCUGGCUUGCUAACGCUCAAGGGAGCGCUCUGCCUCCUCCCACGUCCCCUCCAGUACCUGCAUCUUUCUUUUCUCCUCCUGCCUCUGUGUGUGCAUGUGUCUGUGGGUGACAGCUGCCCUGUGGUGGAUGGGAUGUGCCCAACCCAUCCCGUGUCUGUGGCUUUUCCCCUGUGUCGAUUCCUGCACUCUCCACACCGGAGCAGCCGGGUGUGGAUUAUUCCCAGCCCAGUGAGGUUGGACAGCACAGCCAGUGCUCAAAGCUGAGCCUGUGGCUUUUUAUUUCUUUUUUUUUUAAUUUUUAUUUUCCCCCUGCUCCUUUUCCCCCUCAGAAGUGAGGAUAGCAAAUCCUCGUUUGUGAAGAGCUGAAGAGCCAAGAUUGCUGAACCAAAUCAUAAGAUGCUUAUAACAAAAGAUGCUCAAAACUAACCCAAAAAUAGAGAUCAGGACUUGGUUUAGGUGGUUUGUUCCUGUCCUUUUCCCUUCCUGCUCCCACUCCCAAUCUCUUGGAUUGACUCUUUUAAAGAGGACAUAUUUUGGAGUCAACACGUUUGGAGAAAGCAUCCUUUAAAUACCAGGUCUGAUAACCUGAAACCCAAAGGAGAAAAUAAUUAUAAAGGAAAACAUUCUCUCUAAUUUUCCUUCCAAAGCCUAACAUGGCCCCCCACGAGCUUUUCCCCCCUCUCUUCCUCACAUCUGUUGAUUGGAAUUUUAAAAUUAACUCAGGCAGAAUAUGAAGAAUAAAUCAGGAUUUCAGGUAAUCUCCUUGCUCUUAAUGAAGGAUAAAAGCCAAUACAGGAAUUUGGCCUUUUAACUUUUAUAAAAGCAUCUUAGUUUUGGGACUACACCUUUUUUUUUGAUAUUGGAAUGUGUGUGGGUGUGUAAAUCCAAACGUGUACAUUCCUGUGGCCACAAAGUGUUUUAGAGAAGGGAAUUUAUCUCCACAUCACAUUUGUGUUCACUUGUAUUAG